Molecule: messenger RNA, 5764 nt
Organism: Clupea harengus (Atlantic herring)
Lineage: Eukaryota; Metazoa; Chordata; Actinopteri; Clupeiformes; Clupeidae
Gene: fam171a1
Product: family with sequence similarity 171 member A1
Biological process (GO): stress fiber assembly; regulation of cell shape
Cellular component (GO): plasma membrane
Source: RefSeq, a predicted model, not a curated record
CAGAUGGCAACCAACACUAGUUCCUCAAGCUGGAAAACCCCUCACCACAUGUUCCACGCCCUCUUCUGGUGAAAACAUGAAUUGGCCGCUCUCCCAACACUCACCAUCAGCAAAACCAGACCUCACACACGCAGUGGUCCUCAUGGUCCCACACUUCUGUGUCUUCCUUCAGUUAUCUUAUAUAGGGGUCUCACUGUUAUUACACAAUCUAGAUUUGCUGUUCACUGACGGGUCAUCAUGCCCUCUCUUUGGAAGCCACCUUGUUCUUCACCAUGUUCACCAUCUUCAGGUGUUUUACCAUAUUCAGGUGUUUUAUCAUCUUCAGGUGUUUUAUCACACCUUCAAACAACCAAUAAUGACGGCUUAUCUGUGACCUGAGGAUAAUUUGUGAUGAGCAACAAAUGCAUGUCUGCAAAAAAUCCGAUGUGUCAUGUAUCCACGUGCUUUAUGCCACUGUUUACUGUUGUGAUUGAACAUGUUAAACACCGAAGGACACACACCUAUAUGUAUUUAUCCAUUUUUUGGUUUCCUUUCCAGCCAUUCAGUAACAAGGCCACUGACGGACGCUAGACAGAAGUCGGCCGAGUCAGUAAGACAGAUAUCAAAUAUUAUCCAGUAGGUGUCGCUCUAUUCACGCUUUCUCUGUCAGUGGACUUUAUCUAGUAGUGGAAGAGUUAACGCUGGUGGAGCUGUUUCUCCCUUGACACGAAAAGUCUUUCAGGACAGAAGAAAAAAGGGACCGAUAGGGCGGCAAGACAACCGAGGAUGUAGCUUGAAUCCGGACUUUUUUGGAAUACAAUAACAAGCACAUCAGAAAUAGAGGUCGCUGAUGUAGCAAAAUAUGGAGGGGGAUCCGAAGCACAAUGGUGUAGGAUACGUUUUGGUGGUGUGAAGUUACUUUUUAAAGGCGAGAUUUAUUUUUAGUGAGAAGUCUUAACAAUGCUUCGUACGGACCGAAGCAGGUCCGUAGUGAUUGUGCUCUGCCUUCUAGGAUGCAAUGUCUGGAAAGUGGUUACUAAAACCCUGCAAAAGGAUACUGAUGCUAAAGAGGUAACUCUCAAGGUGCACCUGAGUGACUCCAGCACCCACCAGCCUCUCCCUGGAGUCACUGUGGAGAUCUUUGCCAACCACACCUCUGUUGCCACGGAGACCUCGCUCGGCGACGGCAACGUCUUCCUCAGGUUCAGCUAUCGCCUGGGCGACCUGCUGGUGGUCACGGCCACGAAGCGAGGCUAUGUGCCAAACUCCGCCCCGUGGCGUCCCACCAGACUGCCAGUCUUCUCCUCCCUCAGUCUGGACCUGCUCCCUGAGAGAGCUGCAACUCUGAUGGUGUAUGAGGAUGUGGUGCAGAUUGUGUCGGGAUAUCAAGGCUCCAGACUGCAGCCGUGGGUCCAGUUCCAGCGGCGGGCGUUGAGUCUUCCUCCAAACGCCUCCUACACCAACCUCACCGCUCUGCUCACCGUCACACACUCGCCCCACGACACACACCGCCUGUCCUACCUGCAGGCCCUCAACGCCAACACUACAGGGGGUUUUGAGUUGACUCCCGUAGCAGCAAUCAGCGUGCACCUGCUGGGCAGUGACGGGGCGGAGCUUCAGGUCAACGAGCCAAUCAGCGUGAGUGUGCCUCUUCCUGCUAACAGCGGCCUGAAGGAGAAUGACCACAUCCCCGCCUGGAGGUUUGACCCCAAACUGGGCGCGUGGCUGAAGAGCAGUCUAGGGUACGUGCAACGAGAAGGAGACGAGCUCAUCCUUACCUACAUCGCAUCACAGCUGGGCUACUGGGUCGCAGCCAUGUCUCCUCUCAACACAGGUCCAGUGGUUGCGAAAGACAUCAGCACAUAUCACACAGUGUUCCUGCUGGCUAUUCUGGGAGGCAUGGGCCUGAUUCUGCUGCUUCUGCUCUGCCUGCUUCUCUAUUACUGCAGGCGGAAGUGCGCUCACUCGCACCCCCACUCCCACAGGAAGCUGGUGUCGUCCUCAGCCCUGGAGGGCACCAAGCAGGACCAGUCCACCUCCAUGUCCCACGUCAACCUGAUCAGCGAGACCCAGCUGGACCCCCUGGACCUGACCUCUCAGGGCCUGGAGCCCGACCUGCACACGCCCAUGCUCAAGCCCGUCCCGUACAUCGUCUCCUCCUCCUCCGCCGACGAGCUGGGGGCGUCCCGCGACGACCUGCCGCGCAGCCGCGGUUCCCGCGGCAACCACUUCCGCCGCUCGGCGGAGACGUUCGAGCUGAAGGCGGGCCGCUCGGCAGAGCCCUCGGAGGCGGACUACCGCCGCAGCUACACCUCCGUGCUCUCCUCCGCCCUGCACCCGCUCCACACCUCCGUCUCCUGCUCGUCAUCCCCCCAUCCGCUGCUGCGCCUGUGCUCCGAGGACCGCUGCAGCCAGCGGGACGAGACCCGCCUCUCCCCGCUCAGAGACACGCCCCGGAGCCCCGGCCCCGCCUCCCCGUGCUUAGAGGUGGGGCUGGACCGCCGCGUAGGGGAGCUGCUCUCGCGCUCCGUGGACCAAUUAGAGAGAGGCCCCCUCUCUCUCUCCCUCCCCCGGCCCGGGGCCCUCUUGUGCUGCAGCUCGGAGCUGGCCGUCAGUCAGGCCCAUAGAGGAGGGGCUUACAUGAGGCCCCGCCCCACACUCGUCAUCCCCGCCCACUACAUGCGGCUGCCCGGGACACACCCCCUCUCGGGCCAGGCGCUGCUCCUCCAAUCGGACGAGCGCAGCGAGCUGGAAAGCAUCCAGGCCGAGUUGGCCGCUUCCCAUCAACCCCUGGGCCAGGUGAGCUCAGGAGAGCCCGCUGGGGAGGGAGGGGGUGAGGUGAUUGAGGGAGGAGUGGUGGUGAAGGAUAGAGAGACUGACCGAGGGGGAGGUGGAGAGGGGGAGUGGAGCCAGAAUCUGUCCAUCCCCGAGCGGCUGGGUCAAACUGGGCUCGGCCUGGUGCAGAUGAACGGCGAGGACCAGCUGCUGGCGGAGAAGGCCCUGAUGGAGCUGCGGGGGGGCAAGCCGCUGCCGCACCCCAGGGCCUGGUUCGUCUCCCUGGACGGCCGCUCCAACGCGCACAUCCGCCACUCCUACAUCGACCUGCACGGGGCGGGCCGGGGCCCCACGCCGGCCGGCCGCGGCAACGACGCCAGCCUGGACUCGGGCGUGGACAUGGGGGAGGUGAGGGGGCCAGGGUGGCGGCGGGCGCCGACGGGGGUCCGGAAGGCGGCUCAGCACACGGCCAAGUCGGCUGCGCCAGCUGCUUCCCCUCCCCCACCCCCCAAUGUCACCUACACGCAGCUGGUGUUUCUGGAAGAUUCCAGCGGCGACAGCAGCAAAGGAGGGACACCGGUUCACAGCCCGCCGUCGGACGGAAACCAAGUGAGAGAGGAAGAGGAGAGGAGAGACCUGGAAGACGAGGACACGGGGUCCUCAAUGUCCCCCUCUCCUCCCUCCCCCAUGUCCCCUCCUCUGCACUCUCCCCCGCCUCUGCCCGAGCCCACGCCUACGCAGGAGGACAACGAGGACGAGGACGAAGAUGAUUUCCAGACUGAGCACGCUCAGACACACGCACAGCUUCCCCCCGGCAGUAGUCCUCCGGACGAGCUGGCCGCCCCCGACGACAGCGGCGAGGACGAGAACAAGAAGAGCCUGUGGCAGAAGCGUGAGGAGCGGCCACUGCUGCCCUUUCACCUCAAGUGACCCCUGACCUCUGGACUUCCUCCUUUUGCAUGGUCUGUGCACAAACCAGGAAGGGGAGAAGAACAGCUGCGAGGUUGACUGAAUAGCAAGUGCUAAUGUCUGUGUGAGUGUGCGCACGCAUUGUAUGAACACUCAGAAGCAAAAAUGCAGUACUAUACAGUUACACACAACUAUUCUGCUAUACCUUUGUAAAGACAGUGUCCUGACACAAGGAGGAGAGGAGCAGGCUGGUUGAGUAUAGCUCUACAGCUCAUCGCCCCCUUGUGGACACCUGUGAACACAGCACUAUGGUUCAAACAUUUGCUGCUUUGCUAAAGUUUUGGGAGUACUCUUAUUCCAAGCGAACAGGAGUGGAACUCAAAUUAAGAGACUCUUUUCUAAAUGCCUUUGAAUCUUGCGAGCGAGCGAGCGAGCGUCAUCCUUAUCCAGGAAACAGCCAUAAGCAGCGCUAGAGGGACAUGACCGCACGCGGUUCUGCUGGUCAGUCUGAAUCCACAGUGCAAUCAGUCCAGUUCCGCACUCUGCAGUGACCGGUACUGAGAGUGAGGGCUAGACCUUGGAAUAUGGAGCGGCUCAAGUGAUGGUGGCUCCAGUGAUGGCAGCUUCAGUGAUGAAGCACUGUGGCGCUCACCACCCCAGCUUAACAGCCUCACACAGCUGUGCAGCUAUGCAAUGCUUUUGUACUGAAAGAAACCCCUAUGGCUUCCAGUGCUGGUUUGAACCACUACCUGUUUUAUUUAGUAUGCCGAUUAUUUUACUCAAGUUAUUUUUAUGUCACUGUCUGUCUUCAUUCUGUGUGGAUGGAUGGAUGGAUGGAUGGAUGGAUGUUUUGUGGAAUGGGUUGGGACACACACACACACACACACACACACGCACACGCACACGCACACGCACACGGUCACACAGAUAUGUUGUAAUACCAAAUAUACAGUAGUAAUGGGUUAAGAUCUGUAAUCUCAUGUCCAAGUGCCUUAAUUGUGGUUAACACCAAACUAAAGCCCCUCUGCUCUCCUGCCCCUCUGCUCUCCUGCCCCUCUACUCUCCUGCCCCUCUGCCCUCCUUCCUCCUGCCCCUCUGCUCUCCUUCCUCCUGCCCCUCCAUCUCUCCACAGAGGACAUCAUCAUCAUCGUAACUCCACUCUACUUUCAUCUCACUUCCAUCACCCCUCUCACAUUAGGCCGCUGCUGGUCUAUGUUAGACACAUUUAUGUUUUUCUUAUUCUCUCUUUCCCCUUUCCUCUCUCCUCUCUUGUCCUCUGCUGGAUAACCCACGUGAAGUUAUAUGGUCUUUUCUUGUCUUUCUUACCUUGGCCAGAUGCUAUAUGGCAAAGCUGAUACAAAAAUAACUGAUGUGAUGUGUGUGUUGGUUUGUAUUUGUGUUUAUGGAAGUAUGCACACAAUAUUCCUCCACAUCACAAAUCUGUGUGUGUGUGUGUGUGUGUGUGUGUGUGUGUGUGUGUGUGUGUGUGUGUGUGUGUGUGUGUGUGUGUGUGUGUGUGUGUGUGUGUGUGUGUGUGUGUGUGUGUGUGUGUGAUUUUUUUUUGUAUGGUCACAUAUGCAUGUCUAUCACAUUGGUCUGUUAGCAAACCUUAUUUUCUUGUCCUUAGAGGUGUGUAUGUAUCCUUGUAUGUUCACAUGCAUAUGCUUGUGUGUGUCAUUGGCCUUUUAACAAACAUUUUAUUUGCCUUUUUAGAAGUGUCGAGCCAUGUUUGUGUGUCUGGAUGAUGUGUGUGUGUGUUUGUGUGUGUGUGAGCAUAUGACUCUGUCUCUCUGAGAUGUUGUGUACUGAAGUGUGUGCCGUUCCUCUUGCAGCCUGUGUUCUGUUUCUAAGUUAGAGCGCUCUGUUUGUGCUUUAUGUACCUUCACAACCACUUAAGAAUGACUCCACUGUACGCUGUCCUACACCAGACUUCUCCACAGUGUUGCAGCCUACCCAUGCCAAUCUGCUAUGUGGAAAUCUGCAUUGUGCUUCUCAACUGCAGUCUAUAGUCGUCCAGUCUCUUCCGCUCAACUAUGCUCUGAAUGUACGGUUGCUUGUACAAUGAUUCACACUUAAAUAAACUCUUAGAUGAACUCUUAAA